Messenger RNA from Anolis sagrei ordinatus, 1017 nucleotides. RefSeq names its product proto-oncogene Mas-like. The record is from RefSeq and is a predicted model, not a curated record. Gene Ontology annotation, biological process: G protein-coupled receptor signaling pathway. Gene Ontology annotation, cellular component: membrane. Gene Ontology annotation, molecular function: G protein-coupled receptor activity. NCBI's taxonomy places the organism in Eukaryota, Metazoa, Chordata, Lepidosauria, Squamata, Anolidae.
AAAGAAGAAGAAGCCAGAGUCCAAGAACAGGAGAUUUCAUCAUGACUCAGCUGAAUACAACACCAUGGCUUCCUUCCACUUACGGCAUAGAAGCAUCUCAAGGCCAAAACUACACUUUAGAGUUCUCCGAGGAUGAAGCAUUUGAAUUUUUAUACUUUAUAUUCUUUUUGUAUAUAACUGCCAGUCUUAUCCCUUUCAUAUGUAUAUUUGGGCUGGUGGGGAAUGCAAUUGUCAUCUGGUAUCUCUGCUUUCGGAUUAAAAAGAAUCCCAUCACCACCUAUGUCUUAAACUUGGCUGCAGCUGACUCUGUGGUCCUGCUUUCUUUGGGAUGUCUAUGCAUAGAGUUCCUUUUAGUAUAUCGAAAUUUUUCUCCCUGGCUUUUCCACUGUUUUCUCUUCACUUACACCAUUAGCCAAUAUCUUCUGACAGCCAUCAGUGCUGAAAAAUGCUUGUCUGUUGUUUUCCCAAUCUGGUAUCGUUGUCACCGGCCCAAAUACCUAUCUGCUCUUAUUUGUACCUUGCUAUGGAUCAUGUCCUGUCUGAUGUCUGGACACUUCAUAGUAAAAACGUCAGAUUUGGUGUUAGAAAUCACCAGUAUUAUGAACUUCGUGCUUUGUACUUCUGUUGUCAUAAUUUGUACUAUCCUUCUUUUUAUCAGGACAUACUGUAGCUUAUAUCAACAUCGACGAGGCAAGUUCUAUGUUGCCCUUGUGUUUAUACUUCUUGUUUUCAUUUGUUUUGGUACCCCACUCAGUGUUACAUUCAUUUUACUUUCCUUUGAUGUUUUUAAUUAUCCUCAUUCCUUAUAUCUGUUGAUGAUAUCUAUAGCAUGUGCCUCCAUCAAUAGCAGUGUCAAUCCACUGAUUUACUUCCUUAUUGGGAGGAAAAAGAUGAAGCGGUCUAGACAAUCCUUCAGAUUGGUCCUCCAAAGAGUUUUCAGUGACAACGUUGAUUGCAGCGUUGCUGGGCAAUCUGCCCCACCUGUGGAAAGAUAAAUAAAGAUGGACUGAAGCACAA